CAUCAUUCAGUCAAAAGUUCUGACACAUGAUCUCAUAUGUAGGAAUGGGUUCACAGAUAUUCAAAUCUUGGGUCUCUGUCAUCCUUCUCCUCCUCCUUCUCCUCCUUGGAUCAGAUUCCCAACUUCUAAAGAGGCAAAGAAAAGGUUGCAGUUUCCUGUUCUAGAUAUGGGUAUUUGCAUGGGGAAAUCUGCUAAGCUUGCUCAUGCUUCUUCUAGUUUAUUCCCUGAUUCUAAGACUUCCCUUGACAGUGAGAAGAAGGGAUCAGCUCGUUAUGGUCAGCAAAGACUUAAUGGAAGAUCAACCAGUACUACUACAACUUCCGAUCAUGAUCUCUCUAUCUCCACCUACCUCAAGCCUUUUACCUUCAAUGACCUCAAAACUGCCACUAGGAACUUCCGUUCGGAUAGUCUGCUUGGUGAGGGAGGAUUUGGCUUUGUUUUCAAAGGAUGGAUAGACGAGAAGACUUUGGCGCCCUGCAAACCUGGGACUGGGAUGGUUGUGGCUGUAAAGAAACUUAAGCCGGAAAGCUUCCAAGGUCAUCGAGAAUGGGUUGCAGAGGUUAACUACUUAGGCCAGCUACACCACAAGAAUCUUGUGAAGUUGAUUGGGUAUUGCACCGAAUCUGAAAAUAGACUCCUGGUUUACGAAUUCAUGCCAAAAGGAAGCUUGGAAAAUCAUCUAUUCCGAAAAGGAGUUCAACUUAUGACUUGGACUACCCGAAUGCGUAUUGCAGUUGAUGUUGCACGGGGACUUUCUUUCUUACACAGCUUGGAUGCCAAUGUGAUCUACCGCGAUCUUAAGGCUUCCAACAUUCUUCUGGACUCGGACUUCAACGCGAGGCUGUCAGAUUUUGGCCUUGCAAGAGAUGGUCCCAGCGGGGAUAGAACUCAUGUUUCGACUAGGGUGGUAGGAACACAGGGCUAUGCUGCACCAGAAUAUGUAGCAACAGGUCACUUGACAACAAAAAACGACGUAUACAGCUUUGGGGUUGUCUUGUUGGAGCUCUUAUCAGGGAGAAGAGCAAUGGGGGACGAGAAUGCCGGGGGUGCUGCACAAGAAACUUUGGUGGAUUGGGCAUUGCCAUUCCUAAGCGAUAGCCGGAAAGUUAUGAGAAUCAUGGACUCGAGAUUGGGCGGGCAGUAUCCCAAGAAAGGCGCCCAAGCUGCCGCUGCUCUUGCAUUGAAGUGUCUCCAUAUAGACCCGAGGGCUCGGCCUUGCAUGCCAGAUGUUCUUGCUGCUCUGGAACAGCUUCCAGCACCAAAGGAUGUGGUCUCCAUGGAUGCACCACCCAAGUUACAGAGCCAUGUAAAUGACAAGCUGAUUCAUCCUCAAAAACUUAAUAGACUGCAGUAAGAUCAGUUCUCAUAAACUCCACAUACUUGUCUAAAUAUUCUUCUUGUUUAGUAUUCAUUUCAUAUGAUUGUAAAUCAUCCAUCAAGUUUUGAUAGGUAUGAAGUACAUAUGCAAAUCCAAAAAAAAAAAAAAUGAAAAUAUCAGUUCAAUCC
Messenger RNA from Ipomoea triloba (trilobed morning glory), 1506 nucleotides. RefSeq names its product probable serine/threonine-protein kinase PBL18. The transcript has 6 exons. Gene Ontology annotation, biological process: protein phosphorylation. The coding region runs from base 167 to 1354 and encodes 395 amino acids. NCBI's taxonomy places the organism in Eukaryota, Viridiplantae, Streptophyta, Magnoliopsida, Solanales, Convolvulaceae. The record is from RefSeq and is a predicted model, not a curated record. Gene Ontology annotation, molecular function: protein kinase activity; ATP binding.